AUGGCAGAGAUUCCAACAGCGCCCCAGUCUGCGAAAUCCAAAUAUGCAAGCCGGUACAGAGGGGCAACGGUAGAAGAUCUCGACCCUCCUUCGGCCCUCUCCUGCAACCCCACAGAUCCUAUCUCCUACGCCCUACUCUCCGCCUUUGAACGCGACUACACUCAUCUCACCGUCGUAGACGCCACAAACCGCGCCCUCCUUGGCUACCUUUCCAUCCCGCACCUUCAGAUCCUGCUCAAGGCCGGGAAAGUCCAAGAAUCAGACCAGGUCUCGCAGGCGAUGAUCAAGUUCCGGAGAAAGGGCAAGGUGUACAAGGUCAUCACCAUGGACACGCCGCUGGAGGAGCUAGAGCUGUUCUUCAAUGGCGGGGAGGCUGGGGAGGCUGGGAAGCAGGAGUUUGCAGUUGUGACGGAUGAGAAGAGGAGGUUUGUGCUGGGUGUUGCGACGAGGACGGAUCUGGAGGAAUUUGCGAGGAGGAGACCGGCCUGA
Molecule: messenger RNA, 489 nt
Organism: Drepanopeziza brunnea f. sp. 'multigermtubi' MB_m1
Lineage: Eukaryota; Fungi; Ascomycota; Leotiomycetes; Helotiales; Drepanopezizaceae
Source: RefSeq, a predicted model, not a curated record